Messenger RNA from Drosophila sechellia, 1603 nucleotides. RefSeq lists its product as uncharacterized. The coding region runs from base 480 to 1019 and encodes 179 amino acids. NCBI's taxonomy places the organism in Eukaryota, Metazoa, Arthropoda, Insecta, Diptera, Drosophilidae. The transcript has 2 exons. The record is from RefSeq and is a predicted model, not a curated record.
CUCCGUCAAAUAUUUAUAAUAACUAAUAAAACUAAUAAUAAAACGUGUUCUACAACCACGGAUUAGUCUGCCCUUUCUUUCGGGAACCAAUGCGUGGGGUAACCGUUUAAGGCAACUCCAUGUGACGCACGACGACAACCUUUUAUUCGCAGUCCUAGGGCGACUGCAGGGGCAACUCGCGCUGGAAUGACGGUUUAGACGGCCAGCUAGAGAGUUGCCAGAGCUGGGGUGACGGUUUAGACGGCCAGCCAGGAUUUGUGUGAGCGCAGCCAGCGCUACGUACCGGCAGAGGAGUCGCAGCCAGCGACACUGGCGUCGCAGUCAGCGACGAACGCCGGUACGAACGAGUCGCAGCCAGCGACAAGGAGACGCAAGAAGCGUCAUUUGUGGAGACCGCAGCCAGCGGUCAGAAGGCGCAAGGAGCGCCAAGCAUCCGUGGCCGCAGCCAGCGGCACGAGGCGUCAGAGACGCCAUUUUGGAUGCGCAGAGGCGCCGCCAUUUUGGAGCUGGGGAAGAUGCAGCAUUCCCCCAGGAAGAGUGCCCGGCUGAACGGAGGGGAAGCCACCCCUGUAACAACAGUGAGUCAGCAGCCAGCCAGUAGUGGAGCAGGAACUCGGACGCGGGUGAACAUCACGGCGGCGUCGAUUCCUUGCCCGGCCACUACGGUGACUACAGUAGCUUCCCAACCUAGAAGUACUGCUGUCACAGCUGCGAGUUCAGUACCGGAGGUGAACCAGCCCCUCGUGUUGGAACUCAUGGAGAGGAUCGCAGCGUUGGAAAGGGAGCUGGAGAAGGCUCGAUCCCUGGAAAGUGUGAGCACCGCCAAUUGCGCGCCAAUCGCAGUUGGCCCAAGCGCAGUGGGUAGCGCGUGGCUACAGGAGUACGCAAACGUGGUGUGCACGGUUUUGGACGUCGAGGGAAAGGAGCCGAGGCGUCGACUUCUACAUGCAAGCGUCGACCAUAAUGAAUGCGAUCAACAGGAUGAUCGGCAUGGAGGUUGUCCCAUCUGUGGAGGAUAGCAUGGAAUAUUGAACUGCAGAAAAUUUAUUGGAGCUUCGCCACAGGAAAGGUGGAGCAAUGUGAAGAGGCAUCGGCUCUGCUUCAAUUGCCUGCGAAGCGGGCACACGGCUAGAUCCUGCUAUACGCAAGGUGAGUGCCAGAUUAAUGGAUGCCGAAGGGCCGUCCAUCACCGUCUGCUACAUGGUGCGGACGAGGAGCGAAGGCCGCUGCAGCGAGGUGGCUUCAGACGCCACGAAGGGAACCAGCAGUUUCCAGACGCAGCCCGGCCAGGAGGCCUUCGCUACGAGAUGGUCACAGGGACCACGAGAGGAACCGGCAGCCAGCCUCCUUGCCGACGCUCUCCUUGCACUCCAAGAUCCCUUCGUAGUUCGUCAUCGAUCAUCGUGACGGAGAUGGUCACAGGGACCAGGAGAGGAACCGGCAGCCAGCCGUUCCCAGUAACAGCCUGGAGAGAGGAGCUCCGCGUGAAGCGGGAGAGGAAUGCAUGCAGAGGAAUUUGAGCUGCUUUGACGCCGAAGGAGGCCAUCUACUGUUCCGUAUACUGCCGGUUACGCUGUACGGAGCGGGGCGAAAGGUGGAUACG